AUGGCAGGCAUUGAAGAGCGAACCAUCAGAAUCAAACUCAAAACAUUUGGUCCUGGAAAAAGCACUGGAAUUUGCUUUAUUGCACAAGAUCUUAUAGGCCAAAAGAUGAUUCUGGGCAAAUAUACCUGUCUGCAAGGUGAUUAUGUUGGAAUCUUGAGAAACCCUUGUGCACUUAUACCUCCAAUUUUUAUGGCUGAUGAGCAUGGACGAUGUUUUGAGUGGAACGAUGCAAUGCAAAAAUUGUCUGGUUUAACUAGAGAAGAAGCCAUGGAGAAAAUGCUUUUAGGGGAGGAGAGAAUGCAGACAAAAUUAUUGUUUGGGCUCUUUGAUCGGCAUGGUAAUUACGUUGAAGCUUUGCUUUUUGCAAACAGAAGAACUGAUGCAGAGGGGAGGAUGACCGGGGUUUUGUGCUUUUUGCAUGUGACUUGUCGGAACUUAACAAUCGAAUUUAUAAUAUUUUAUACAUCAAAGAAAAUUAAUGGGAUUAAUGACGAAUUGAUAUAUAUGGUUAUUGCUGUUUUCUUGUCAAUAUACCUAAUAAAGCAGCUUCCAUGCACCAUCACAACAUUUAAUACUUGA
Tripterygium wilfordii is the source of this 579-nucleotide messenger RNA. Its product is annotated as phytochrome C-like. The record is from RefSeq and is a predicted model, not a curated record. NCBI's taxonomy places the organism in Eukaryota, Viridiplantae, Streptophyta, Magnoliopsida, Celastrales, Celastraceae. Bases 1 to 579 code for a protein of 192 amino acids. The transcript is spliced from 4 exons. Gene Ontology annotation, biological process: regulation of DNA-templated transcription.